UUGUUUCAAAACUCAGUAACACUUUUUUUGUUGGUAUUUAGGAAUAGGAAGGAGCUAUAAAGAGUUAUAGCUAUUAAUUUCAUUAGUUCUGCAUCGAAACUACUUAAACAUGAAGUUUAAGAAAUUCACUCGAUACAAUGCAAAUCUUGCUGAAGAUGAUGACGACGAUUUUGAAGCCGCCACAACUUCUAGAAGGAAAUCGUCAGAAAAAAUGGUCACAGCAAAACAUUCAUCGAAAAAAUUAAAUAAAAAAGAUAGUGGUUUGAUGGGUCCUGAUUUGGAACAUGUUUUAGUUGAAAAGCGUUCAUCAAAAAAACUACAUGCAAGAAAUAAUGACAUGGAUUCUGAAGAUGCGAUGAAGAAACAUAAAUCAAAAUCCAAAACAAAACUUGAUUCCGAUAAUACAGUACCAGAUAAACGUUCUUCAAGAAUGUUACAUCGAAAAAACAGUGAUAUUAUGAAAUCUGAAGAACCAAAAAAAAAGAGAUUUAGAUCCAAAACAAAACUUGAUUACGAUAGUAUGGAAGAAGAAUCAGAACAGGAACACACACACAAACCUAAGAAAUCAAAAUCAACAACAAAACUUGAUUCCGACGGCACGUUAGUGGAAAAGCGUUCAUCAAGAAGACUGAAUAGAAGCAGCAGCCACACCUCAAAUUCUGAACAAGAACCAAAAAGAAUGAGACGUUCAAGAUCUCAAAUAAGAAUAGAUGCAGACAGAGAGAGAAGGCGCAGAAAGAAAAUGGAAUCUUAUGACGAUGAGAUUGUUGAUGAUGAGAAUUCAUCUGAACAUAUCCAAGCAGAAGCGGUAAACUUAGCAUUGACUAAUCAAAAUCAGGGUGGUUUUUUCCAAAUUUUAAGUUGGAUUAUUUUACAAUUUCUUAAUAUCUUUAGACCUAGCACUUGGUUUGCUUAAAAUGAUAGUAGGGGUAAACUUUUAAGAUCCAACAACAAAAUUCAGGACAACUGAUCUAGAUUGGCUUUAGUGACAGCAAAGCACUAUCACUACCAGUCAUUAUCUCCGCAACAGUAAAGUAGGAAGGUGACCCUGUAUCAAAUGUCAAGAAUUAUAGUGAUAAGCAUUGUGGUGUUAAUGAAUUCCAAUUUCUAAUAUCAUAGCUCUAUCCAUAUUAGAAUAUGGAUUUAGGAUGGAUUCACCAAGUAGUGACAUGAUCUUCAAUUUUCUAAGAUGUUCCGGAGACUUCGCUGGCUUAAAGUGAUAUCGCCUUUUAUAACACGAAAUCUGGUUACUGAUUACGAGGAAAAAGAAAAAUAGUUAUGUCUUAGCUCCUUCCUAAACUCGAAAUUAAGCAAAAAUUUUAUGUGUACAUUUCAAACUCAAAUUUAAUAAAACUAAA
Messenger RNA from Teleopsis dalmanni, 1358 nucleotides. RefSeq names its product arginine/serine-rich coiled-coil protein 2-like. The record is from RefSeq and is a predicted model, not a curated record. The transcript is spliced from 4 exons. Lineage: Eukaryota; Metazoa; Arthropoda; Insecta; Diptera; Diopsidae. Bases 110 to 916 code for a protein of 268 amino acids.